Neodiprion virginianus is the source of this 7651-nucleotide messenger RNA. It is a transcript of the gene Prp8, whose product is annotated as pre-mRNA-processing-splicing factor 8. Lineage: Eukaryota; Metazoa; Arthropoda; Insecta; Hymenoptera; Diprionidae. The record is from RefSeq and is a predicted model, not a curated record. Gene Ontology annotation, molecular function: U1 snRNA binding; pre-mRNA intronic binding; metallopeptidase activity. The transcript is spliced from 31 exons. Gene Ontology annotation, biological process: mRNA splicing, via spliceosome; spliceosomal tri-snRNP complex assembly. Bases 215 to 7339 code for a protein of 2374 amino acids. Gene Ontology annotation, cellular component: catalytic step 2 spliceosome; U5 snRNP.
UGAUUUCGAGUAUUCGAGUAAUUUCGUCUUCGUUCGGCAUGUCGGCUUGUAAACGUAGGAGAUACGUUUCGCAAAGAUACGUAUAGACGGACGAAAAUCAGGUGCCAAAUAACACCAGUUGAUUAAUUGGAAGAGCAAAUUGGGCGCGAUGUUGCUGAACAACUAGCGAUACCCUAUUUGCAACAGAAACCAAGCUAAAUAAGUCAGCGUCAAAAUGUCUAUACCGCCUUACUUGCUGGGCCCAAACCCGUGGGCCACCAUGAUGGCCCAGCAGCAGGCCCACGCUCAGCUUGCAGCUGCGCAAGCUCACGCGCAAGCAGCGGCUCAUGCUCAGGCAGCCCAUCAUGCUCACAUGCAAGCAAUGGCUGGGCCGCCGCUACCGCAGCUGCCUAAGCAGCCCGAAGUUAUUUCCGAAGAUAAAUUGCAGGAAAAAGCUCAAAAGUGGCAGCAAUUACAGUCCAAACGUUUUGCGGAGAAACGUAAAUUUGGGUUCGUCGAUGCUCAGAAGGAGGAUAUGCCACCUGAGCACAUAAGAAAGAUUAUUAGAGAUCAUGGAGAUAUGAGCAGCCGAAAAUACAGACAUGACAAACGUGUUUAUUUGGGUGCUCUGAAAUACAUGCCUCAUGCUGUGAUGAAAUUGUUGGAAAACAUGCCAAUGCCAUGGGAACAAAUUCGGGACGUCAAAGUGCUGUAUCAUAUCACCGGAGCCAUCACAUUUGUCAAUGAAAUUCCAUGGGUCAUUGAACCAGUCUAUAUCGCUCAGUGGGGAACAAUGUGGAUCAUGAUGAGGCGUGAGAAACGAGACAGAAGACAUUUCAAAAGAAUGAGAUUUCCUCCGUUCGAUGAUGAAGAACCGCCUCUAGAUUAUGCAGACAAUGUGUUGGAUGUCGAGCCUUUGGAAGCCAUACAAAUCGAGCUUGACUCGGAGGAAGACGAAUCGGUUGCUACAUGGUUUUACGAGCACAAACCUUUGGUUGGGACAAAGCAUGUUAAUGGAUCAACUUAUCGUAAGUGGAACUUGUCCCUUCCACAAAUGGCAACAUUAUAUCGUUUGGCCAAUCAGCUGCUGACUGAUUUGGUUGAUCAAAAUUUCUUCUACCUCUUUGAUCCAAAGUCGUUCUUUACUGCAAAAGCUUUGAACAUGGCCAUUCCUGGCGGUCCUAAGUUUGAGCCCCUUGUGAAGGAUUCAAAUGCUGCUGACGAGGAUUGGAACGAGUUCAACGACAUAAAUAAAAUAAUCAUCCGACAACCAAUUCGUACGGAAUAUCGUAUCGCUUUUCCUUAUCUGUACAACAACAUGCCACACUUCGUUCAUCUUUCGUGGUACCACGCUCCUAACGUUGUCUACAUCAAGACCGAGGAUCCAGAUUUACCUGCCUUUUAUUUUGAUCCAUUGAUCAACCCGAUUUCACACCGAAAUUCAUUGAAGACAAUGGAGCCUCUUCUUGAAGAAGAUGAAGAUUUUGUACUGCCUGAAGAGGUUCAGCCAUUUUUGCAGGAGACUCCGCUUUAUACAGACAACACGGCUAAUGGAAUUGCUCUGCUUUGGGCACCACGUCCGUUUAACACGCGAUCUGGCAGAACUAGACGAGCGAUUGAUAUUCCCCUGGUAAAAUCUUGGUACCGCGAACAUUGUCCACCGGGACAGCCAGUCAAAGUUCGUGUCAGUUACCAGAAAUUGCUAAAGUACUUUGUCCUGAAUGCAUUGAAACACAGGCCUCCAAAGCCACAGAAAAAACGAUACCUCUUCAGAUCUUUCAAAUCGACCAAGUUCUUCCAGACUACAACUAUCGACUGGGUAGAAGCUGGUCUUCAAGUAUGCAGGCAGGGAUACAAUAUGUUGAACUUGCUCAUUCACAGAAAGAAUUUGAACUAUCUUCAUCUUGAUUAUAACUUUAACUUGAAACCGGUCAAGACUUUGACCACCAAAGAGAGAAAGAAGUCGCGUUUUGGAAAUGCAUUCCAUCUCUGUCGUGAAAUCCUCCGACUGACCAAACUGAUUAUCGAUUCUCACGUUCAGUACCGUUUGAACAACGUUGAUGCCUUUCAACUCGCUGACGGGCUUCAAUACAUCUUUGCUCAUGUCGGACAACUUACUGGCAUGUAUCGCUACAAGUACAAACUGAUGAGGCAGAUUAGAAUGUGCAAAGACUUGAAGCACCUUAUCUAUUACAGAUUUAACACUGGUCCAGUAGGCAAAGGUCCCGGAUGUGGAUUCUGGGCACCUGGAUGGAGAGUGUGGCUAUUCUUCAUGCGUGGUAUCACACCGCUGCUCGAACGCUGGCUUGGUAAUCUUUUGUCUAGGCAGUUCGAGGGACGGCAUUCCAAAGGGGUUGCAAAGACUGUGACCAAACAGCGAGUCGAGUCGCACUUCGAUCUCGAAUUGCGAGCCUCUGUGAUGCACGACAUCGUUGACAUGAUGCCUGAAGGUAUUAAACAGAACAAAGCCAGAACAAUUCUUCAACAUCUUAGCGAGGCUUGGAGAUGCUGGAAAGCUAACAUUCCAUGGAAGGUUCCAGGGCUGCCUAUUCCGAUCGAAAAUAUGAUUCUUCGAUACGUUAAGAUGAAGGCUGACUGGUGGACUAACACCGCACAUUACAAUCGCGAACGUAUUAGGCGAGGUGCUACAGUCGAUAAGACAGUCUGUAAAAAGAACUUGGGACGUCUGACAAGACUCUACUUGAAGGCAGAGCAGGAAAGGCAACACAAUUACUUGAAAGAUGGACCAUACAUCUCUCCAGAAGAAGCUGUUGCCAUUUAUACAACGACAGUUCACUGGCUUGAGUCUCGUCGAUUUGCGCCAAUACCAUUCCCACCAUUGUCUUACAAACACGACACGAAACUUUUGAUUCUUGCUUUGGAAAGAUUGAAGGAAGCCUACAGCGUCAAGUCAAGGUUAAAUCAGAGCCAGCGAGAGGAACUCGGAUUGAUUGAACAAGCCUACGACAAUCCUCAUGAGGCGUUGUCAAGGAUUAAACGUCAUUUAUUGACGCAGAGGGCGUUCAAAGAGGUCGGAAUCGAGUUUAUGGAUCUCUACAGUCACCUGAUUCCCGUCUACGACGUUGAGCCGUUGGAAAAAAUCACGGAUGCGUACCUGGAUCAAUAUCUCUGGUACGAGGCGGACAAACGCAGACUUUUCCCACCCUGGGUAAAGCCAUCUGAUACAGAACCGCCUCCACUUUUGGUGUACAAGUGGUGUCAGGGUAUAAACAACUUGCAGGAUGUGUGGGAUGUUAGUGAAGGCGAGUGCAACGUCCUGCUUGAGUCGAAGUUUGAGAAACUGUACGAAAAAAUUGAUUUAACAUUGCUCAACAGACUCCUCAGGCUCAUCGUUGAUCACAAUAUCGCUGAUUACAUGACAGCAAAGAACAACGUUGUCAUAAAUUACAAGGACAUGAAUCACACGAACAGUUACGGUAUUAUAAGAGGUCUGCAAUUCGCUUCGUUCAUAGCACAAUACUAUGGCUUGGUAUUGGACUUACUCGUGCUCGGUUUGCAAAGAGCAAGCGAAAUGGCUGGGCCACCGCAAAUGCCCAACGAUUUUCUGACUUUCCAAGAUGUAGCUUCUGAAACGGCUCAUCCAAUUCGUUUAUUCUGCAGAUACGUGGAUAGAAUCCACUUGUUUCUCAGGUUCACAGCAGAAGAAGCCAGAGAUCUGAUACAACGGUACUUGACCGAACAUCCAGAUCCGAACAACGAAAAUAUCGUAGGUUACAACAAUAAGAAGUGCUGGCCUAGAGAUGCGAGAAUGCGCUUGAUGAAACACGACGUAAACCUCGGUCGAGCCGUAUUCUGGGACAUAAAGAACAGAUUGCCUCGGUCGACGACCACCAUUCAGUGGGAGAAUAGUUUUGUGAGUGUCUACAGUAAAGACAAUCCCAAUUUGUUAUUCAACAUGAGUGGUUUCGAGUGUCGCAUAUUACCAAAAUGCAGAACGACGCAUGAAGAAUUCACGCACAGAGACGGAGUUUGGAAUCUGCAGAAUGAAAUCACUAAGGAAAGGACGGCACAGUGUUUCCUCAGAGUUGACGAUGAAAGUCUUCAGAGAUUCCACAACAGAGUCAGACAGAUCCUCAUGGCGUCUGGGUCAACUACUUUCACCAAAAUCGUAAACAAAUGGAACACUGCGCUCAUCGGUCUCAUGACUUACUUCCGCGAAGCUGUUGUCAAUACUCAAGAACUUCUGGAUCUACUUGUCAAGUGCGAGAACAAAAUUCAAACCAGAAUCAAGAUCGGUUUGAACUCUAAAAUGCCUUCGAGAUUUCCACCUGUCGUUUUCUAUACUCCCAAAGAACUUGGAGGACUCGGUAUGCUGUCUAUGGGACACGUUCUCAUUCCACAGUCUGACCUGAGAUGGUCAAAGCAAACUGACGUUGGAAUUACUCAUUUCCGAUCCGGAAUGAGUCACGACGAGGAUCAGUUGAUUCCCAACUUGUACAGAUACAUUCAGCCAUGGGAAUCAGAGUUCAUUGAUUCUCAACGAGUGUGGGCCGAGUACGCGUUGAAGCGUCAAGAGGCGAAUGCGCAAAAUCGUCGUCUCACUCUGGAAGAUCUUGAAGACAGUUGGGACCGUGGUAUACCAAGGAUAAACACACUCUUCCAAAAGGAUAGGCACACUCUUGCCUAUGACAAAGGAUGGAGAAUCCGAACAGAAUUCAAACAGUACCAGGUACUCAAACAAAAUCCGUUCUGGUGGACCCAUCAACGUCACGACGGUAAAUUGUGGAACUUGAACAACUACCGAACUGAUAUGAUCCAAGCGCUUGGAGGAGUCGAAGGUAUCCUUGAGCAUACUCUGUUCAAAGGAACGUAUUUCCCUACCUGGGAAGGUCUGUUUUGGGAGAAGGCAUCAGGAUUUGAAGAGUCGAUGAAGUACAAAAAAUUGACAAACGCACAGAGAUCUGGUUUAAAUCAAAUUCCGAACCGUCGUUUUACUUUGUGGUGGUCGCCGACCAUCAACAGAGCCAACGUUUACGUUGGAUUCCAGGUGCAACUGGAUCUGACUGGAAUUUUCAUGCACGGAAAAAUUCCCACGCUAAAAAUAUCCCUGAUUCAAAUCUUCCGUGCCCAUUUGUGGCAAAAGGUUCACGAAUCUAUCGUCAUGGAUCUGUGUCAAGUGUUUGAUCAAGAAUUAGAUGCUCUCGAGAUUGAAACUGUACAAAAGGAAACUAUCCACCCGAGAAAGUCUUACAAGAUGAACUCGUCUUGCGCCGAUAUCUUGCUCUUCUCUGCGUACAAGUGGAAUGUGUCCAGGCCAUCUUUGCUAGCAGAUUCAAAAGACAUGAUGGACAAUACCACAACCCAAAAAUAUUGGAUUGAUGUCCAAUUGAGGUGGGGUGACUACGAUUCUCAUGACAUUGAACGAUACGCAAGGGCGAAGUUUUUGGACUAUACAACAGACAACAUGUCGAUUUAUCCUUCUCCAACAGGGCUGCUUAUCGCCAUUGAUUUGGCUUACAACCUGCACAGCGCAUAUGGUAACUGGUUCCCGGGCUGUAAGCCUCUUAUCCAGCAAGCGAUGGCAAAGAUAAUGAAAGCCAACCCUGCGCUUUAUGUACUAAGAGAGCGCAUCAGGAAGGCUCUUCAACUCUACUCUUCAGAACCAACAGAGCCUUACCUAUCGUCACAAAAUUACGGAGAGCUGUUCUCAAAUCAGAUUAUUUGGUUUGUCGAUGAUACAAACGUCUACCGAGUAACGAUUCACAAGACUUUUGAAGGUAAUUUGACUACGAAACCUAUCAACGGUGCCAUCUUUAUCUUCAACCCUCGCACUGGACAGCUUUUCCUCAAAAUUAUUCACACCUCGGUUUGGGCUGGUCAAAAGCGUCUCGGACAGCUGGCGAAAUGGAAAACUGCCGAGGAAGUUGCGGCGUUGAUUCGGUCUCUUCCCGUUGAAGAGCAACCUAAACAAAUUAUCGUAACCAGAAAAGGAAUGUUGGAUCCUCUCGAGGUUCAUUUACUCGACUUCCCUAACAUCGUUAUCAAAGGUUCGGAGUUGCAACUUCCGUUCCAAGCCUGUCUUAAGGUAGAAAAGUUUGGUGACCUUAUUCUGAAGGCUACGGAACCUCAAAUGGUUCUCUUCAAUCUCUAUGACGAUUGGCUGAAAACAAUUUCUUCGUACACGGCAUUUUCACGUCUGAUCCUGAUUCUGCGAGCAUUACAUGUCAACACAGAAAGAACAAAAGUUGUUCUCAAGCCUGACAAAACGACUAUCACAGAGCCGCAUCAUAUUUGGCCAUCACUUACCGAUGACGAGUGGAUCAAGGUGGAAGUGCAGUUGAAGGAUUUGAUUUUGGCUGACUAUGGAAAGAAAAACAACGUCAAUGUUGCAUCGCUAACACAGUCUGAAAUUCGUGACAUUAUUCUUGGAAUGGAGAUCAGCGCUCCGUCGGCUCAGAGACAACAGAUUGCCGAGAUUGAAAAACAGACUAAAGAGCAAUCGCAGCUCACUGCAACAACCACUAGAACAGUCAACAAACAUGGUGACGAAAUUAUCACCGCCACUACUUCAAACUAUGAAACUCAGACGUUCAGUUCAAAAACGGAAUGGCGAGUGAGAGCUAUUUCGGCCACCAAUCUUCACCUCAGAACUAACCACAUAUACGUUUCGUCUGACGAUAUCAAGGAAACCGGGUACACUUAUAUACUGCCAAAGAAUGUUCUCAAGAAAUUUGUCACCAUCUCUGACUUACGCGCGCAGAUCGCAGGGUAUCUGUACGGCAUUAGUCCUCCGGACAAUCCUCAGGUGAAGGAGAUACGGUGUAUAGUAAUGGCCCCACAAUGGGGUACACAUCAAACUGUGCAUCUUCCAAGUUCUUUGCCAAACCAUCAAUAUCUCAAAGAGAUGGAACCGCUUGGAUGGAUACACACUCAGCCGAAUGAACUGCCUCAAUUAUCUCCACAAGACAUAUCAACGCACGCCAGAGUUAUGGCCGAAAAUCCUGGAUGGGACGGAGAGAAAACAAUUGUCAUUACAUGCAGUUUCACCCCUGGUUCAUGUUCCCUCACGGCAUACAAACUCACUCCUAGUGGAUUUGAAUGGGGGAAACAAAACACGGACAAGGGAAACAAUCCCAAAGGAUAUCUUCCAAGUCACUACGAAAAAGUACAAAUGCUGCUUUCUGAUCGUUUCCUGGGCUUCUUUAUGGUUCCUAGUCAGGGUUCUUGGAACUACAACUUCAUGGGCGUGAGACACGACCCGAAUAUGAAGUACGAACUGCAAUUAGCAAAUCCGAAAGAAUUUUACCACGAGGUUCACCGACCCGCCCAUUUCUUAAAUUUCUCAAGCUUGGAAGAUGGCGACGGCGUUGGAGCGGAUAGGGAAGACAUGUACGCGUAAACCGAAGUCGUUAAAAACGGCGUUUACCUUGAUACGAACUUGCUCCAGUGGCACUGAGAGCAAAACCAGUGCCGUGAAGUGUUCGGAGAAGAAUUUCGCUAACGUUUAAAAUAUUCACGCGGUAAAUCGAUUUAAACGCUCGUAAAAUUCACGACCUUGAAGAUGAUGGUCUUCUUUCCGAUUAUUAUUUCACGCGCUGAAAAACAUUUGUCGGUAUACAUUCAUCAUUUGUUUAAAGAAUUUCUCAAACAGUCGUAUCAAUUAUUCGACAGUGUGCAAAUGUUACGCGAGUCGCGUUGAGAGAAGAAAAUG